UUGUCUGGCACAAUCAGUUCUUAAAGUUCCAAUUAUCUACCUGUUCACUUCAAGGGCAAUCAAACGCUUUAAAGCCAAAUUAAAAUACUUCUUAAGCUGAUCAUUCCAUGAUUAUUGUUUUUAUAAACUAUUCAGUUCUAUUGUGCUUUUUAUGUUCAACACAGGCGGUUUAUGGAUCGUCAAAUAGCUUGCAUUGCCAGAAGCAAUCGUAUGGCCAAAAUCACGUGGACUAACCAAAAUGUCGAGCUGAAAAGGCAAACUGCAAUAAACGCAACCGGAUUUUAAGAACCCAAUAAAAUGGAGCACUAAAAAAGCGAAAGCUGACCUUGUCGCACUUGAGCGACAAGAAUCCGGGCCGAAAUCGCGGAUCCAUCUAAAUGGUUGCACCCCCAAAACUGGCCGGCUCCAUCAUCGCGAUAAUAGCCAAAGCAAAUUGCCAAGUCAUUCGGGUUUUUUGCCUUUCGAUAUUCUGGCAAAUCGACAAGCAAAUAGCGCCGGGCAAACACAAAAUAACAGAAAAACAACGGCCAAAACAAAUCAAACUCAAGUCCAGGAGCUGCAAAUCCGAAAGAGUGCUGUCAUUUUCAAAAUGACCAAUGCAGUGUGUGAGUCCUAUAACAAAACCUGGGUGGAAUUCGGCCUGUGUCGCCUGCGAGCCGUUAGUAGGAAUAAGGUUUGCCUGAAUGUCGAUGCCAAUUUGCUUUAUCCGGUUCACGAUGUUAUAGUCAAGGCCAGAUUGCUGAAAAGGGCCAAUGGUUAUAAGCCUUGGCUCUAUAGCGUCAGCUUCGAUGGCUGCCAGUUUAUAAGGCGUAGAAACAAUGCCCUGAUUCGAAUCGUUUGGGAGCUUUUCAAAGAGUACUCGACGAUCAAUCACACCUGUCCCUAUGUGGGCCUGCAGCAAGUUAAGAACUUCUAUCUAAGAUCCGAGAAGCUGCCUACGCCCAUACCCACUGGGGAAUAUCUGUUGAUGAUUGACUGGGUGUUCAACAAGAAACCGCAGGCUGCCACAAAUGUUUAUUUCACCUUUGUGGAGGAUCUAAAAGAUAGUUAAAAAUCUUAAAAUCUAAACUGAACUGUAAUAAAAAGAUAGACAAUAAACAUAUAACUCUAUAUUGUUUUA
Molecule: messenger RNA, 1120 nt
Organism: Drosophila yakuba
Lineage: Eukaryota; Metazoa; Arthropoda; Insecta; Diptera; Drosophilidae
Exons: 3
Coding region: 590-1051 (153 amino acids)
Source: RefSeq, a predicted model, not a curated record